Molecule: messenger RNA, 1830 nt
Organism: Penicillium cinerascens
Lineage: Eukaryota; Fungi; Ascomycota; Eurotiomycetes; Eurotiales; Aspergillaceae
Product: putative MFS multidrug transporter
Exons: 2
Coding region: 1-1830 (609 amino acids)
Biological process (GO): basic amino acid transport; transmembrane transport
Cellular component (GO): fungal-type vacuole membrane
Molecular function (GO): basic amino acid transmembrane transporter activity
Source: RefSeq, a predicted model, not a curated record
AUGAGCGCUAACGAUGGGGGAAGCCAGGCUGUUUCCCGCCCAUCUGAGGCCACUCCGCUCCUGCGAGAAGAAUCGCACCGGGAAAGUACGCCUUAUUACAGCGUGGUCACCAGCGGAGAUGGGGAAGCAGGGUCAUCGAGGAGUGAAGACAUCAAUAAGGUAACCACUCUCGGUCUCACUCGAGUCAGUUCCUCGUCCGGGCUGGAAAUUGAACCGAGCCUAGAGAGAUUGGUCUCCGAUGACUCCACAAAUGGGGGAGUUUGUGAUGACGACGAGGACGACAAUUACGCCGCGCAAUUCAUUGACGUAUCUCCGACGCGAUUCUGGCUGAUCUUCUCAGGCGUGAUGGUGGGGUUCCUGAUGGCUUUCUUCGACUCGACUCUCAUGGCUUCCAGCCAUCCAGUCAUCACGUCCUAUUUCCAUGCCGCCAAUGCGGCAUCAUGGCUAUCCACUGCAUUUCUGCUUACAUCGACGGCCUUUUUGCCCCUUUUUGGGCGCAUUUCUGAUGCAUUUGGCCGUAAACCUGUCUAUCUCUUUUCUAUUACCAUGUUCUUCUUGACGACGGCAUGGUGUGGCCUCGCCCAGAGCAUCGGUACCUUUAUCGCUGCCAGAGCGCUGUGCGGAAUGGGUGCAGGUGGUGUGAUCUCCAUGGGCCAGAUCAUUUCUAGCGAUCUGGUGCGCAUCGAGUAUCGCGGUAUCUAUCAGUCAUAUCUCAACCUCUGCCUCGGCACUGGCAGCUGUUUGGGACUUGCAUUCGGUGGUCUUCUUUGCGACCAGAUUGGAUGGAGGGGGGCGUUCUUUAUCCAACUUCCCUUUAUCUUCGUCCUGUUCAUCAUAGCCUCCUGCACGAUCCCUGCGGGCCUUGGAGUGAAACGGGUCGGAUCAGAGCGCAUGAGUGUAUUGCAACUGAUCCGAAGCAUCGACUUGACCGGCUCAUUUAUCCUGAUUCUGGCGGUCACGGCAUUAAUCAUGGGGUUGAAUCUGGGUGGAAAUAUCUUUCCCUGGAGCCAUCCUCUGGUCAUUGGUUCCUUGGUGGCAUCGGUCAUUUUAGCAAUUAUACUGGUGCGGUAUGAACGGAACAUCCCUCGAGCCGUUCUACCCAUCGAACUGCUUUCAAAGGACCCUCGCGCUAGCAUCAUCUUCGGCAAUUUCUUCGGGGCUGUUUCAGUUCACACCAUGAUGUUCAAUGCCCCAUUGUACUUUCAAGCUGUGAAGCUUUCUAGCCCGACUGACUCUGGCUUACGACUUGUCGCCGCUUCCAUCGCGGUUACUGCAUCUAGCGUCGGGACUGGGUUUCUCAUUACAUGGACCAGGCGUCUGAAGCCCACGAUCAUCAUCGGCGCCUGCUCUAUGCUCCUCGGAGGAUGUGCCGCGGCCACGAUGGGUGUCAACACAGCCCCUGCAGUCGCAAUGCUGUGCGUCUCCUUCUCCAGUCUCGGACAAGGCUUCUCGUUUCCUGCUCUGAUGGUUUCGAUUCUCGCUACGAGCGAGCAGGAUGAUCAAUCCGCGGCAACUACGACUCUGGGUCUCGCCCGUAACCUAGGGUCGGUGAUGGGCGUGGCUAUUAGUAGCUGGAUCUUCCAAAACGCGCUUGUCUAUCAGCUUGAUCAGAAGGUGACCGGUACCGAGAAGUCACAUAUUAUCGGCCUUGUUCGCAAGUCUAUUCGUGCUAUUGGUGAUCUUGAUACAUUCCAUCGACAACAAGUGAUCGGAGCAUAUGCCAUGGCACUUCGUGUGACGUUCAUGUCAGCGGCUGUCUGGGGCGCGAUCAUGUUAAUACUCCACUCUCGGCUUAGACUACCUCGGCUGGGUAGUAAAUCCAGAAAAUAA